AUCUGUGCAUCAGUAAUAUUUGGGACUCCCAACUGGACAAGUCGAGAUGGAUGCACUUCUGAAAAUUGUCUUGUUGAUCACCUUCUAUUUUAUUGCUGUAACCCUGCACUUGGGGUUGUGUGACGAUGUACCUUCCGCCGAGGCAGACACAGUCGUAACUGAAAGUGAAGAGCACUACACUGCAUCCGAUGACUUCGACUAUUAAGCCCAACCAUGAGUAAAUAAAUGUAUCUUUCAGCAGCGA
This is a messenger RNA of Drosophila erecta, 244 nucleotides long. RefSeq lists its product as uncharacterized. The transcript has 2 exons. NCBI's taxonomy places the organism in Eukaryota, Metazoa, Arthropoda, Insecta, Diptera, Drosophilidae. The record is from RefSeq and is a predicted model, not a curated record. Bases 47 to 205 code for a protein of 52 amino acids.